GAUUUACGGAAUUGAAUUUGGAGUUAAGUGCUGGCCACUUUAAAUGAAUCAUCUGAAAAUACGCAACAUUACUGCCUAUACCGUUUCCCCCACCGUUCAGAGCCCCUCUAGAAAGUCAUGGCUAUUUGCAGCGUCUCCCAUAUUCACGCUCUUCUGUCUGCCCUGUUGUUGGUGAGGGUAGUCACCUGUCUUGAUGAUCAUAGUGUCCCAAAGAUCUGUACCACCAUUGACUGUCUAAACAAACAAAUAGAAGUUGCCGACGAGAUCGCUGGAACGAUCCAUCGCUAUUCCAAUAAUGCUGCAAAUUUUAUAGAAGCCAAAACCCAGCCAUCGUCACCUACCAAAGAUAUGAAUCUUGGGGGCCAUGUCAACCAGGGAAAUCCUGAUGCAAUCGAAGCGACCAAAAAGCAACACUCGGGCACCCCUCAAGGUCACUCCCUCCAUCACAAGUCAAAUGUCUCUGUUCUAAGAGACGGUAGAAGAUCGAAUCAACAGUUCCAAAGGCAACAUCAGCAACAUUUUAAGGAAUCAUCAUUGGAAACAUCUCCUAGAAGUAGUCAAGUUCAACUAAAACAGCAACACAAGCACAGAAAUCAUCAACAACAGCAGGAGCAACAACUACAUCAAGAGAAUAUGCAAACCUCCACGACGACCACAAGAGAUGCAAGCAAAAACCAUCCAACUGUUGCAAAACACUCUUUCUUAGAUGCAGCAGGAAUUGCCCAUGCAGUGAAUGACGGAAUGUUCUGGUCAGCAACGGUCGAGGGGGCAAUCCCAACAGGUUUGAGCGACUCGGUAACGGAAACAUGGAAGAAGAGAAUCAGACAGUUGAGGGUCGUGAGAGUGGAAGAUGCCUCUAUGGAUAAGUGCGGAAGCAGCAUGAACAGACACGUGGUCUUCAACGACGGGACUACUGCGUGCGCUCGAUACAGGCAUCCAAUGGCCCAGUUCGUUUUGGGUGAUCUGUACUGCUACUAUCUUGCCCGAAUGCUCGGCAUGCAGAACGUACCAACAGUUGUCUUGUCUCAUGUGUCCAACGACAGUUCAUCGCAGUGGUCUUCCGUUACUGCGGACAUCCGCAACGCCCGGUGGAAGAACGACACAGUAGCUAGCUUCAGCUUGUGGAUUGACGACAUUGGAAAAUCCGACCUACCAGAGAUAAUGUAUGACAACCAGCGCGACACCAUCACCCCCUCAACUCCUGGACUCUCUGACCUCAACAUUACUCAGCUCGUGGAGCUUGCCCAGUAUAGCGACCUCGUAAUCUUUGACUUCAUCACUGUUCAUCUUGACAGGAUGACAAUAAGAAAGAAUGCAGUCGAGUACUACCAGCAGGAUUGGCUGUAUAAAGGAGAGGUACACAACCUUGCCCAACAUAAACACAACCAAGGCCUGUGGUUCAUCGACAAUGAAAAUGGAAUAUUCAACUCUUACGUAGUCGCUUACUCCAAGACAAACAAGGGUCAAAUGCUGGGUUACCAUGAAGAGCUACUCCGUUCAUUCUGCCUAUUCAGGCAGUCAACAUUUAAGAGCGUACAUAAGCUAGCCCGAUUGGACGACCCUUUCCAGGCCCUCGACAACCUGGUCCACGAGAACGAACCGGUUAUCGUUCAGAUGGAGCAAGAGAGGAAAUCACUGAUGGGUGGGGUGAAGGAACGAUUUAAAGAGCGCCUGCUUGAUGUAGUUCGAUGGAUGGAUAAUUGUCAAUCACGUUCUAAUGGUUGAUAUUAAAGGGGUACUCAAGGCUGAAAAUGAUAUGAUCUGAAUAGAUGAAGUAAAAUCAGACAAACAAAACCCUGAAAAUUUCAUGCAAAUCAGACAAGGAAUAAUUAAGUUACGACAUUUUAAUGUUUGCAUUAUUUUCAGGGGUGUGAGAGUUCAGAUUUGUUUGUUUUGAUUUUCAGCUGAAUUUCAGCUUAUAUUUGGCUUUCCUCUGUACAAAAAGUAUGGGAGCUCUUUCUAUUUCAGACUUUUCACUACUCUUCAGCUUUUUUCAGAUCUUUUUAUUUGUGACCACUCACACCCCUGUAUUUUGUUGAAGCAUUUCAAAUGCAUGUCUUUCAUGGAUCUGCAAUGAGAAAGCGGAUGUCAUACCCCAACUGGUUAUUUGUUGCUGCAACUUGAAAAAUGGAGUCCUAUUUUUACACUAAUUUUCUUAAAAUGUGACAAAAUUGUGAUUUCAUAUGGCAUUUGAAAAAGGAAUCUAGGGACUUGACACCAUCAUCCCACCUAUUGCACAUUCAUGAUGGUAUGCAAAUAACCGCAUCACAAAACUAAACUUUAAAUUCAAAACUUCGUUAUUUGUUAUCAGAUUUUGAUGAAAUAAUUUCCAGUUUUUUACUUGUUGACUUUUACUGUAUUUAUCAAGAUAGAAUUAUUUUCAGCAGGAGUACCCCUUAACUUGUUGCAUACUGAAACUAGACGGUCUUUGAACAAAAAAUUACAUCAGGAUUACAGAUUUCAAAGUCAACUAUUGUCAUGGCCACUUGACAUAUCAGUUAUCACCAUGUUAUACACAUUUAUGAAAGAGAUCAAUUUUCUGUGGCAUGUCAAGUCUAGAAUCCCAAUUUUCCAAGAGACUGAGUUUCUGUUUAAAAGACUUCAAUUUCUGUCUUAGUUCAUGUUGCUCUGAUCAUUAAUGAAUACAAAUUCAUAUUUAUGAUGAUAAAAAGCAUCACUUUAAAGGCCUUGAUAUAUUAAACAUUGAGAUUAACCUUAAGCUACCCCAACGAGCGCAAUAUGGUGGUAUGAAAAUAGAGAAAUAUUGAUGAUGACAAGUAUGAGGGCAAGUUGGAUAUUUCUAAUGCUCAUGUUCCAUGUGUUUACCAAGUAAAUUCUUUUUAACAAUAUCUAGUGUGUCUUGUCAUUUUAAGGUGUAACUGCUAACUAGAUAUAUGAUACUGCUUUGAAUUGAUAUAGUGUUUUUCCUUCACAAAAAGUUAUCACAUUGAUGACUUUCACUGAAUAGUAUUAAAUUUCCAUAGAACCAUAUGGCCACCUACAAAUAAUCAUACUGUUUUUACAUGUCUCAUUUGCCAACUUCAAAAACUUGCAUGCAUCUUGUCGAAAUCUCAAUAGGUUUGGAUUAUGUUAAUCAGUAUAGGCCUGCUUGUAUAUUGUGUAGCUAUUACAAUAUUUUGUAUAAUACUUGAGCAUGUGUAGUUGAUAUGUACAUGUAGUUCUUAGCAUUACUCAGUUAUAUCGUUAAUUGGUAAUGUAUCGCGCACCGGUGUAUAUUUUUGUCUAAUUCAUUUUCUAUAAUUAUAUUUAUUUAGGUAAUUCAGAUGAGGAGCUAAUUUUUACCAAUUUUAUGCAACUUACUGUCUGUGUGUGAUUUUUCUAUACUAAUUGGAAAAGAUCAGUUAUUUUAGUGACAUAUUUGGUGCACAGCUUUCUUAAGGUAAAAUACUGAAGAUGCCUCACAUUUUUGUAUUGGUGAUGCUGAAAGUUAUUCCCUCAAUCAAAACUUUAUCUCGCGUCCUUUGGCAAGGCAUAUACCUACAUUACAUUUGACACUCUCCACCCAGGUGUAGUAAAUGGGUACCUAGUAAGAGCAGCCUUGCUACUGAUAUAUGCAUGUUGCAUAUUAGUAUUAUUAUCAUCCAUCUCUGGUAUUAAUGACAUUCAUUUGGUCAGUUAAAUAAAUAAGUCUUCAAUGCCUCAAUCCAGCAGUGCAUCAAAAUAUGCUACCUUAUUGAUGACAAAUAUUUUUAAAGUAAUAUUGUAUAUAGUUAAUCAUUUGCAAUCUAGUGUUCAUACAUACCAUGCCUUGUGAGCAUUCAAUGAAACAUGACAAUAUCAUCUUAACAGUCAAUGUAGUUGUCUAUAUUUUUUCAAAUUAGCAAUAUAUAACAAGUUAUUCAAUAAUGCAUUUAUAAUAAAGUGUUACUUUGUAAAAAAAAAUAAUUCUUUAUGAGCAUUUAAAGCAAAAUAUGGGGAUUAUCAUCUCAACAGCCGAUUUGGUCAUAGAUUUUAUUAAAUCAGCAAUAUAACAAGUUAAUAAUGCAUUUAUCAUAAAGCGUUACUUUGUAAAUAUCAUGCUUUGUGAACAUUCAGUGAAACUCCAGGGCCACGUCUUACAAAGAGUUACGAUUGAUCUGAUCAACCUCAACUAUAUAUGAAUCCAUCAAUGUCAUGUUUGUACAGGUCUUUGUACAAUGUUCUUUGUAUUACAGAGAAGCACACUGAAUUGGCAAGAAAGUAAUGAAUGUAUGAAUAUACAUCGUAUCUAGAAAAAUAUUUUGAACAAACAUGCAGUUUAAAUUCCAUAGCUGUGGUUGAUUGGAUCAAUCGCGACUCUUUAAAAUGGGGCCCAGAGUCAUCAUCUCAACAUUCAAUGCAAUAUUACAGACUUUCUUGACGAUUUGUACAUCCACUAGUGGAUUGCUAUGUAAGCACGCCAUAUAGCUGCUCUGUGUGUUAUAGGCUUACAAAGGCUAAGUCACCGUGACUGAGCAUGCCUAAACUUGACUAAUGUUGCCAGACGUAUUAACUCUUCAUAUUGACUUUACACAAGGUAGGCUAUUGUGGUAUGAUAACAUAGCAUGUCACUGGUCAAUACUUUAUGCUUAUCAAAAAGUCCCUAUUAUUAUGCCGUUCUAGACAUACUUUAGAACAAUUCAAUCCUGAUGACUGUGAAAUCUGGUACUUCGUAUCACCUCAAAGUUUUGUACAUAAACCUUUUAAUUUCAACUUGUGAAUGAAUAUACAUGUACCUGUAGAUGUGAAUGAUAUCUGAUUCUUUAGAUGUAUAGAGUUCAAGUUUACACCCUUUCCAUGUUGCAGGUUGCGUUUAAGGCCCAGUAGCAAAAAACUUAGCGAUUGAUUGUAUUACUGGUUUCAACGAUCAAUGUGUAUAAUUGAUCAUAAAUAUCAAUCAUAAAAAUUUAAUAAGCACUGCUUUUUGGAGCCCUGGGCAAAUGUGAACUUUGAAGCCCCGUUUUAGGGACACACAUCAGAAGUCAUGUUAGUUAAAUGUUUCAUCCAAAAAUGCUAAGAGUAAAUGUAACUAUACUUUAAAACACCACAGGUAUUUCUUCAGUAUUACAGUAACCAGUGAAAGUACUAUUUAAAGAAUGUUAAGGUACGUUAUGGUGAAUCUAAGGAAUAUACCAUUAUACAAAUCAUGAAAGCAAAAUACUCACGUCAUUUAUCACAUCUCCAAAUGAAUAAUCGCAUCCUAAUUUGUAAACCAUCUUUAGCUGCAGUGUCUAACACAAAUUCAAUAUUUUAUUGAAAGUAGAAUUGAAUAAAUUUCAAAUUAAAAAACUAA
This is a messenger RNA of Lytechinus pictus (painted urchin), 5272 nucleotides long. Its product is annotated as four-jointed box protein 1-like. Gene Ontology annotation, biological process: cell-cell signaling. The transcript is spliced from 6 exons. NCBI's taxonomy places the organism in Eukaryota, Metazoa, Echinodermata, Echinoidea, Temnopleuroida, Toxopneustidae. The coding region runs from base 118 to 1725 and encodes 535 amino acids. The record is from RefSeq and is a predicted model, not a curated record.